GCGGCGGCCGUUGAGGGACCGUUGGGGCGGGCGGCGGCGGCGGCGGCGCGCGCUGCGGGCAGUGAGUGUGGAGGCGCGGACGCGCGGCGGAGCUCGAGCUGCUGCAGCUGCUGCCGCCGCCGGAGGAACCUUGACCCCCGCGCUCCGGACACCCCGGGCCUCGCCAUGGCUGACCAGCUGACUGAGGAGCAGAUUGCAGAAUUCAAGGAGGCCUUCUCCCUCUUCGACAAGGAUGGAGAUGGCACUAUCACCACCAAGGAGUUGGGGACAGUGAUGAGAUCCCUGGGACAGAACCCCACCGAAGCCGAGCUGCAGGACAUGAUCAAUGAGGUGGACGCGGAUGGGAACGGGACCAUCGACUUCCCGGAGUUCCUGACCAUGAUGGCCAGAAAGAUGAAGGAUACAGACAGCGAGGAGGAAAUCCGAGAGGCCUUCCGUGUUUUUGACAAGGAUGGCAACGGCUACAUCAGCGCCGCAGAGCUGCGCCACGUAAUGACGAACCUGGGUGAGAAGCUGACCGACGAGGAAGUGGAUGAGAUGAUCAGAGAGGCUGACAUCGACGGAGACGGCCAGGUCAAUUAUGAAGAGUUUGUACAGAUGAUGACGGCAAAGUGAAGGCCCCGGGCAGCUGGCGAUGCCCGUUCUCUUGAUCUCUCUUCCCGCGCGCACACUCUCUUCAACACUCCCCUGCGUAUCCCGGUUCUAGCAAACACCAAUUGAUUGACUGAGAAUCUGAUAAAGCAACAAAAGAUUGUCCCAAGCUGCAUGAUUGCUCUUUCUCUUCCUCCUCAGUCUCCUCCCACGGCCCCCCAUCUAUUCCUUUUGCCCUCCCCCGCCCCAUGCACAUCUUCCGAGGCCUGAUGCAUUCAUAAAAUGAGCCCCCCACUCCCCUUGGGGGGCCCUCUGCCCUCCUCCCGCCCGGGUGGCUCUCGUCCGUUUUGGUUUGUUUCCUUACGUUUGUCAUCUUAUUUUGGGUGCCGGAGUGACUGCCAGCCCUGUCCUAGGACCUGCUAGGGAGGGGCCUCGGGCCUCAGCCCCCAGCUGGGGAGGAAAGCAGCCUCUGGCCAUUGCAUGCAACCAGCCACGUGAGUCCAUGUGUCCAUCCCGGAAGCCUGUUGGGGCAGGGGUGCCAAGACAGGCAUUCCAGAAGGACUGAGGGCGGGGGUAGGGGGGAGGUUCCAGAGCUGCGUUGACUGAAUGUGGCCCAGGAGGAGGUCAAGGGGCGAGGGAGUCUUGGAAGCUGGCAUUCUUUACCGCUUGAGGAGGCCAACCCACAGAAGGGGCCGGGCAGAGUGGACAACACUCAGAUCCCGUGGGCCACUCUUCUGAAACAUCCCAUUGGCUUCCCGAGGGCGGGCCAGGUGGGGGCGCUGCCCCGGCCCCUCUGAACAUGCUCAGCCCACGUCCCGAAGUGAUCUCAAGCUGUCCUGUAAAUACCUGGUGCUAACAUCCCAUGUGCUGCCUGUGCCGCCCCGCCCACCUGCAUCCAGAUCCCUGCUUCGGCAUGGAUGUGGGAUGGCCGCUUUGUGAUGUGCUGGUUAUCUUUCCUUUUUCUUCUCUACGCCCCUGAAAACUUUAAUUUUAUCCGAAACCACAUCGGGCUAGCUGAGGGCGAGGAGAGGGCAGAUGCGCCCCACCUCGCUCUCCAGGGAACACUCCUGCAAUAAAGCCAUCCUGUCGGCCAGCUGGCCCCGGGGGCGCAGGCAGCUCCGCUUCCUGGUCAGCCGGCCCCUCCCGCUUCCCCGUGGUGACUUGGCUGGCUCCCCCACCUCUGCGCUGUCUCCGUGCCCGCCCCUCCCCUCGCCCACCUGCCUGCCCCCACGCACCCCAGCGGAGAGCAUGAUCCGUGACCUUGCUUCUGACUUUCGCCUCUGGGACAAGGAAGUCAAUGUGGGCAGUUCGGUCGUCUGGAUUUUUCUUUUUCCUUUUUCUCUUCAUUUCAUCUGCCCUCCACCCCCCAGGUCGAUCAAGUGGCUUUUCCUGGGACCUGCCCAGCUUUGAGAAUCUCUUGUCGUCCACCCUCUGGUCCCCAGCCUCCGGGGAUGGAAGGGGGGUGGAGCACAGUGGGAGACCCAGCUGAGAGCUGAGGGUAAGGGCAGGUGGGCACGAGGCUGUGGACGUUUUGGAGUGUUUGGGUUUUGAUUUUUUUUUGUUUUUUUUUUUUUAAACCGGGCAAUAUUGUGUUCAGUUCAAGCUGUGAAGAAAAAUAUAUAUCAAUGUUUUCCAAUAAAAUACAGUGACUACCUGA
Sus scrofa (pig) is the source of this 2248-nucleotide messenger RNA. RefSeq names its product calmodulin 3 (gene CALM3). Gene Ontology annotation, molecular function: calcium ion binding. Gene Ontology annotation, cellular component: myosin II complex. The record is from RefSeq and is marked validated. NCBI's taxonomy places the organism in Eukaryota, Metazoa, Chordata, Mammalia, Artiodactyla, Suidae.